GUCUGCUCUUCAGUUCGCUUUCUGUGGUCUUCAUUGGACCAGCAACAUGAAGACAACGUUUUUCCUUGUGGCAGCCGUGUUUGGCUUGGCUUUGGCCACCCCUCUGGUAGACGAGCCCCUCGUCGAAGCACUGAAGGGAAAGACCAUUCCUGUCUUUGAGACGAAAAUCCCGCACGUUGGAGAUGCAUCACUGUUGCACACACUGGAAUCCAGCGACCCUGGUUUGGUACAUGCCGUGAAGGGCUGCUCACCAAACUGCUAUCGCAGCAUCAUUGAUGGACCACUGAGGCUUGUCAUCAAGACCAGUCUCAACCACAACAAGGCCGAAAUUGUGUGGGUCAAGGAAGGACUCAAGAGCAUCAAAGCCUUCCCUCACAUUAAGUCCCUACUCGAGCUCUCAGCUAAGCCAAUCUUGAUGGUCUACUCAAAGCACAACUUCCCUGCCGAGUCUUACCCAGGAUUGCUUGAAGCCAAAUCUCCAGAGCUGUCCAAGGAAUGGUUGGAGAAGUUCGAUGAUGCUCCAAUUGUGACACUCAUUGAGGAGAAGGAGUUCAUUGACACAAAGGUGUCACAGAGCUCUCGUCAUGUUGCUGAUUUCAAGCUGAUUGAGGACAACAUUGUCAAGGUGAAGGACCACUCUGCCGUUCCACCAACCAUUUUGAGGUAUGCAUCACCAGCCUGGAGCUACGCCCCCGCCGCUAUCCCCUUCACUGAGGCGGCUGCCGAGGUUCUGGCCGCCAGUCCCGCUGGAAGCCUGUCCCAUGCUGCUCUUGUUGCCGCAGCCCCUCCUGCUGGACCAUAUGCACCAGCUCCACUAGCCUACAGCCCAGCACCUGCUUAUGCUCCAGCUCCAGCUUAUGCUCCAUCCCCAGUUUAUGCUGCUGCUCCAGCUUAUGCCCCAGCUCCAGUUUAUGCUCCAGCUCCAGUUUAUGCUUCAGCUCCAGUUUAUGCUCCAGCUCCAGUUUAUGCUGCUGCUCCAGCUCCAGUUUAUGCUGCUGCUCCAGCUCCAGUUUAUGCUGCUGCUCCAGCUCCAGCUUACGCCCCAGCCCCAGCCUAUGCUCCAUCCCCAGCCUAUGCUUCAGCUCCAGUCCAUUACGCACCAGCUCCAGCUCAUAUUCCAGCUGCAGGUUAUGCUCCAGCUCCAGCCUUUGCUCCGGUUCCAGUCCAUUACGCACCAGCUCCAGCCUAUGCUCCAGCUCCAGCUUUUGCCCCAGCUCCAGCUUAUGCCCCAGCUCCAGCAUAUGCUCCAGCUCCAGCUUAUGCCCCAGCUCCAGCCUAUGCUCCAGCUCCAGCAUAUGCCCCAGCUCCUGCUUAUGCUCCAGCUCCAGCAUAUGCUCCAGCUCCAGCAUAUGCCCCAGCUCCAGCCUAUGCUCCAGCUCCAGCUUAUGCCCCAGCUCCAGCUUAUGCCCCAGCUCCAGCCUAUGCUCCAGCUCCAGCUUAUGCCCCAGCUCCAGCCUAUGCUCCAGCUCCAGCUUAUGCCCCAGCUCCAGCCUAUGCUCCAGCUCCAGCCUAUGCUCCAGCUCCAGUCCAUUACGCACCUGCUCCAGCUCAUGUCCAUGCUGCAGCUUAUGCUCCAGCCCCCGCUUUUGCCCCAGCUCCAGGAUACGUUCCAGUGAUUGCUGCAGCCAGCAGCCCAUCACUGAUCAAAUUGGAUCCUUCAUCCCCAGUUUUCGAGACAGUUCGAGCCAGUGCUGUAUCAUCACCAGCUUUUGCCCCCGCCCCAGUCCCUGCUCCAGUCCAUGCAUAAGUUCACCAUGAAAUAAAUGAAAUGAUUAAUUGAGUUCAAUAAAUAUUCGCCAAUCAA
Nilaparvata lugens (brown planthopper) is the source of this 1804-nucleotide messenger RNA. RefSeq names its product skin secretory protein xP2-like. The record is from RefSeq and is a predicted model, not a curated record. Lineage: Eukaryota; Metazoa; Arthropoda; Insecta; Hemiptera; Delphacidae. The transcript is spliced from 2 exons. Bases 47 to 1747 code for a protein of 566 amino acids.